CGGGCAUGGGUUGGUUAUUGGAUACUACUACCAGCGAAGAGUGAUAGCUCGUACCCACUUCAUGUCUGUCCCGAUACCGCAGCCGCCCUCUGUACCAUUUCUCGGAAAUGUAUUCUCGAUUGACAAGGAGCUCCCUCUGGGCUCCUUCAGUCUGCUGGCCAAACAGUACGGCGAGAUUUACCAGUUGAACAUUAUCGGGAGGAGUGUCGUCUUUGUCAAUUCUGCCGAGUUAGUCCGAGAGGUUUCUAACGAUAAGAAAUUCCAAAAGAACGUCCCAGGAGCCCUCGCCGAAGUCAGGCGAGCGGCUGGGGACGGCCUGUUCACUGCCUAUGCAGAUGAGCCAAAUUGGGCCAUAGCGCAUAGACUGCUCAUGCCUGCGUUCGGCACGGCUAAUAUUAGGAAUAUGUUCGACGAUAUGAAGGAUAUAUGCUCGCAACUGGUUUUAAAAUGGUCUCGUUUCGGCCCCGACUAUGUCAUCAGUCCCACAGAGGACUUUACAAGACUGACCCUGGAUACUAUUGCACUAUGUGCAAUGAACUAUAGAUUCAACUCCUUUUAUAGUGAAACGUUGCCUCCGUUUUGCGAGGCUAUGACAGAUUUCUUGAAAGAAUGCAACGCCCGCGCAAAUCGCCCUGCAAUUGUGCAGUCUCUUAUGACGGGCGCGACCGCGAAGUUUGAAGCGGAUUGUAAGCACAUGGUCGAUGUCGCCAGCGAAAUCGUCAAACACCGCAGACUUCAUCCAAUCGAAAAGAAGGAUUUACUUAAUGCUAUGCUGUAUGGUAAGGAUCCCAAAACAGGACAAGGGUUAGGUGAUGAUGCCAUUACCAAGAACUUAAUCACGUUCCUCAUUGCUGGUCAUGAAACGACGUCCGGGAUGCUCUCUUUCACUACAUACCAUCUCCUCAAGAAUCCAGAGAAAUUGAUCCGUCUCAGAAAAGAAGUGGACGACGUUACGCAGGGUAACCCGAUAACGCUGGAGCAUCUCUCGAAACUACCCUAUCUCAAUGCUGUAUUAAGGGAAGCUCUCCGGCUGAACUCCACUGCAGCUUUACGCUCUGUGACAGCGCUGGAAGACUGUGUUCUGGCGGGCAAAUAUUCAAUUAAGAAGGGCCAAGGCAUCGCAAUCAAUAACCACGAGGCGCACCACGAUCCCAAAGUCUGGGGAGAAGAUGCAGACGAGUUCAAGCCCGAGCGCAUGCUCGAUGGGAAAUUCGAGGCCAUGCCGCCCGAAUCAUGGCAACCGUUUGGAUUCGGUAUGCGUGCCUGUAUCGGACGUCCUUUUGCGUGGCAAGAAGCGCUGCUCGUUAUGGCGACCAUCGUGCAGACAUUCGACUUGUCUUUCCACGACCCGAGCUAUAACUUGGAAGUCAAGCAGGCAUUGACACUCAAACCAAAGGAUUUCUACAUUCAUGCCAGUCUUCGGUCGAAUGCGGCCCACCUCCUGUCGACACCUUCGUCGAGCCUCCUUGCGGGUCGGUCGACAGCGAAAGACCUCACCCCUACUAGUGCACCUGUAGAGUCUGACGAUGGAAAGCCUCGGCCGCCAUUGUACGUACUCUAUGGUAGUAACACGGGUACGUCGGAGUCCUUCGCGCAAAGAAUAGCGUCGGACGCCAGUUCUCAUGGAUUCAAGGCUUCAAUCGGCACGCUAGACCAGUCGGUUGGGAGGGUCUUCAAGGAUGGCCCUGUCGUCAUCAUCACAGCUUCGUUUGAAGGUCAGCCGGCGGACAACGCUGCGCAAGCUGUUCAGUGGCUUGAACAAGGUGCGACAGACACUGAGUUCGAAGGACUCAAGUACGCUUUAUUCGGCUGCGGGAAUAGGGACUGGGUUCGCACUUAUCAGCGGAUACCGAGAUUGGUUGACGAGCUGCUGGAGAAGAAGGGGGGAAUGCGACUACUGCCGCGAGGGGAGGGCGAUGCGGCAGGGAGCACCUUCUUUGAGGAUUUUGAUGCCUGGGAAGCUGAGCUUUGGAGCACUCUCACUAAGGAGUACAACACUGUAUCGGAACAGGUGGAGGAAAGCUUGAAAGUAGAGACCACCACGUCCGGGACGACCCGAGCUUCCGACUUACGCCAACCUGAUGCAAAGCUCGGCACUGUUACACAGAAUAAGGUUUUGACCAAACCCCCCGCCUCUGGGGUCAAACGGCACAUCGAGUUCGCUCUUCCAGAGGGAAGCUCCUACAGAGCGGGAGACUACCUUGCUAUACUCCCGGUCAAUCCGAUGGAGUUGGUGAAACGCGCACUAGCUCACUUCAACUUGUCCGCGGAAGAAGAAGUCACGAUCUCUUCUAGCAGUCCCAGCACACUUCCUUUGAACAGGCCCAUCAACGUUCAGUCUUUACUGAGCGGCUAUGUCGAACUAUCUCAACCGGUUAGCACUAAGGACCUGCAGGUUCUGUCGAGUCAAGCGAGCGAUCCUGCGACAAAGUCCAAGCUUGAGGCGCUCACGUCGGACUACAAGGCUUCAGUGCUCGAGAAACGUAUAAGUCUUCUCGAUAUCCUGGAGUCCUACAGGGAUAUCCAGAUGCCAUUCACUACGUUCCUCAAGCUUCUGCCGCCAAUGCGUAUACGUCAAUACUCAAUCUCCUCAUCUCCUCUCGCCGAUCCGGAACACGCUACCUUGACGGUUAGCAUCGUCGAAGGCGCGCCGAUUCCGGGACAUCGGGACGUACCCUUCCUUGGUGUUGCGUCCAAUUAUCUUGCGCGCCUCCGGCCGGGGGAACGAGUGCAAUUGAUGGUCAAAGCGUCAGCGACGCAGUUCCACCCACCUUCCGAUCUGUCCGUCCCGAUUCUCAUGUUCUGCGCUGGUUCUGGAUUGGCUCCGAUGCGAGGCUUCAUCCAAGAACGAGCAAAGCAGAAGGAAUCGGGGAGAGAAGUGGGGCCGAUGUACCUCUUCUUCGGAUGCAGAUCUCCAGAGGAAGACUACCUAUAUGCUGAGGAUGACCUCGCAGAGUGGGUGAAGAUGGGUGUCGUGGAUGUUCGACCUGCAUUCUCUAGGGCAAGCGAGAAGUCCGAAGGGUGCAAAUAUGUCCAGGAACGCAUAUGGCACGACCGGGAAGAUGUCCGAAAAGCCUAUGAUGCCGGAGCCAGGUUUUACGUUUGCGGCUCCCGCAAGGUGGCGACGGGUGUGAGGAACGUAUGCAUUGACAUUUUGAAGAUGGUGCAGAACUACAGCGAAGAGGAGGCACAGCAGGCAUGGGAAAGAGUCGAGCAAGAGCGGGGAGCUAGCGACAUUUUUGAGUAAUUUAGAAGGUUCGCACUAUAUACAUUUCCCGUAAUGAUAUAUCCCCCGACUGAACACAUCUGUGAUCUUUGACAUGAGGAAUAUGUAACCUUGAAUCCCUACUGCAGUGAAUAUUGUUUAUUGAAUGGAACUUACUUGCAGGCGAAGAUUUGCAUUGGAUAGACUCAUGACCAACUUGGAGUGUCUUGGGAUGUCUUCCAGUGCCGCCUCGACCUAUGUCUAGACGGG
Molecule: messenger RNA, 3475 nt
Organism: Gloeophyllum trabeum ATCC 11539
Lineage: Eukaryota; Fungi; Basidiomycota; Agaricomycetes; Gloeophyllales; Gloeophyllaceae
Product: C505_FUSOX bifunctional P-450 NADPH-P450 reductase
Exons: 21
Coding region: 62-3247 (1061 amino acids)
Cellular component (GO): cytosol
Molecular function (GO): heme binding; iron ion binding; FMN binding
Source: RefSeq, a predicted model, not a curated record